GGCGCGUGCCCAGGCCCCGGAGGGGCGCGGGGCGCGCGCCGCGGCAGUUUGGGCGCGCGGGGCCGCCGUCGGAGCAUGGCGGCGGGCUCGGAGGCGCUGCGGGAGCGGCCGGUGCAGCUGGCGCUGGCGCUGGCCUUCGCCGCGGGGGUGCUGGUGGGCUGGCAGGCCCACCGCGUGCGCAGGCGCUUCCUGGCCUGGAGGAAGCGGCGGCUGCAGGCUCUGCUGGAGGCCGCGCAGAAGAAGCUGGACGUGGCCUGAGCGGGCCUUAUACAGAUGAAAGCUGACAACUGAAUGAAAAUAAUUGGACUCCAGCUGCAUUGGUAUCUAAACACAGUUUAAAAGAUGGACUUUUAAAACAAAUGCUUUGAUAAGCAACCGUAUUCUAAAAAAGAAGGCAUCUGUGGUAUCAUACAAUCUCAUUUGCCCAAACGGAAAUCAGCAAAAAUUAUCUUCAGAUGUAUCAGAAUAACCUAUCUACCAAAAUGUUAUGGGGUGAGAUAAAUUAAUUCAUAUGUAUUAUGACUGUGCAAACCUGUCACAUUAUGUUUUAAGGGUUUUUUGUGUCUGUUUUGCUUUGUGACUCUUAAGGCUCAUCCUGAGCUACAUUUGACCCUUAUAUUUUAAUAAAUUAAACUAAAAAUGAUAUAA
Messenger RNA from Dermochelys coriacea (leatherback sea turtle), 648 nucleotides. RefSeq names its product mitoregulin (gene MTLN). Bases 76 to 258 code for a protein of 60 amino acids. The record is from RefSeq and is a predicted model, not a curated record. The transcript has 2 exons. Gene Ontology annotation, cellular component: mitochondrial inner membrane. Gene Ontology annotation, biological process: positive regulation of mitochondrial membrane potential. NCBI's taxonomy places the organism in Eukaryota, Metazoa, Chordata, Testudines, Dermochelyidae.